ACUGUGCCUUCUGCUACACUCACUUAUUCACCAGCAUUUACAGAGACCUUCAUGCAGUAUAUUCACGGGACAAAGGAAAAUUGCAUUGUAGGCUGCGUUUAACUUAUUUACCCCAAAUAAACGUUCGCACGUGAGUUUACGGUUGUAGGCUAGUGGAUGUAAAGGGACAAGGGUCGGAGAAAUGUAUCCAAGUCGGGCAACAGUAACUCACCGUCUUCAGGGAUGUCAAGUCAACGUUCUCCGGGCCAUUGCGCUCCUCCAAACUCUCGUAGGGAUGGCUGUAACUGGGUCCGACAUCUCCCAGGACCCCAGUGUAGUGGCCACCUCCUCCUGGAACACCUCGAACGAAGACCACUUCCUGCGUCUGGACGCUCCCAUGAACAACAUCACCACGUCUCUGGGCCAGACGGCGGAGCUGCUGUGUCGCGUGUCAGGUGACCCCGCCCCCAGCGUACGCUGGCUGAAGAACGACGCCCCCGUGGUGCAAGAGCCUCGCCGCGUGUCCUACAGACCCACAUCCUACGGAUCCCGCCUCCGGAUCCGUAACCUGGACACCACGGACACGGGCUACUUCCAGUGUGUGGCCACCAACAGCUACGGCUCCGUGUCCAGCACGGGGGUGCUCUACGUCAAGUUCGAUCCGCUUCCAACUCCACUGUCAGGAAGACCGUCAGCCUGUCUGGCCGGCACGUGUUCCUCCUGA
Messenger RNA from Osmerus eperlanus (European smelt), 703 nucleotides. It is a transcript of the gene ror1, whose product is annotated as receptor tyrosine kinase-like orphan receptor 1. The record is from RefSeq and is a predicted model, not a curated record. Gene Ontology annotation, cellular component: neuronal cell body; axon; plasma membrane. The coding region runs from base 182 to 703 and encodes 173 amino acids. Gene Ontology annotation, biological process: synapse organization; homophilic cell-cell adhesion. Lineage: Eukaryota; Metazoa; Chordata; Actinopteri; Osmeriformes; Osmeridae. Gene Ontology annotation, molecular function: axon guidance receptor activity. The transcript has 5 exons.